Molecule: messenger RNA, 734 nt
Organism: Asparagus officinalis (garden asparagus)
Lineage: Eukaryota; Viridiplantae; Streptophyta; Magnoliopsida; Asparagales; Asparagaceae
Product: probable glutathione S-transferase
Exons: 2
Coding region: 1-681 (226 amino acids)
Biological process (GO): glutathione metabolic process
Cellular component (GO): cytoplasm
Molecular function (GO): glutathione transferase activity
Source: RefSeq, a predicted model, not a curated record
AUGGCUAAGGAAGUAAAGCUUCUGAGAUUUUGGACAAGCCCUUUCUGCGGAAGAGUGGAGCUUGCUUUGGAGCUCAAAGGAGUUCCCUAUGAUAUCUUUGAUGAAGAUCUUCCAAAUAAGAGCACACUGCUUCUUGAAUCCAGUCCAGUUUACAAGGAGGUCCCUGUUCUCCUUCACAAGGGAAAUCCCAUUAUAGGAUCGAUGACCAUCAUCGAAUACAUUGAUGAUGCAUGGGGUGGACAUCCCAUACUUCCCAAGGAUCCAUAUGAGAGAGCUCAAGCUCGAUUUUUCGCCAAGUUCAUUGAUGAAAAGUGCAUUCCUACAUUUCGGAAUUCAUUCUGGAGUGAAGGCGACCUGCAAAAGUCAUGUCUGGAGAAAUCAAAGGAGUACCUGAGCAUUCUAGAAAAAGAGCUUAAAGGUAAGAAAUUCUUCGGAGGGAAUUCUAUUGGAUAUCUAGAUAUUGCUGCAGCCUACAUUGCUCAUUGGGCUGGAGUUUUCCAAGAGGUAGCAGAAGUCGAUCUCUUCGAUAAGAAAAACCACCCAAUAUUAUGGAAAUGGUCUCAAGAUUUUGUAAAUUAUGAUGUUUGCAAGAAAUGCUUGCCACAGAGAGAAAAACUUUUGGCUUUCUUCCAACCUCGAAAAGAAGCCAUGAAAGCUUAUGUCAAGCCUUCUGCAGUUUGAUUGGUUGGUUGCAACUAGAAGAUUGACAGUAUUUGCAUGCAUGGUUUUGAAUA